Molecule: messenger RNA, 1375 nt
Organism: Apis laboriosa (Himalayan honeybee)
Lineage: Eukaryota; Metazoa; Arthropoda; Insecta; Hymenoptera; Apidae
Product: palmitoyltransferase ZDHHC5-A
Exons: 4
Coding region: 92-898 (268 amino acids)
Source: RefSeq, a predicted model, not a curated record
UCCCCCCUGGCGGUGGUUCAUACCCUGGACAGGCAACUGGGAGAGGCACGAGACACGAGACCACUUUGGCCAUGAGACCGCUCUUCGAACCAUGCAGAAGCCACUGAGAGAGCUGGGCCGAUUGUGCCUGAGCGCGGGCGAGCAGAGCAACGAGGUCGUGACGGAAGUUCGCGCGGAGCCUCGUGGCGGGCUUCCCCUGCUCCAAGUAUGGCCGAGCGAUUCGCCAAGGGGCGAGGCCGAUGGACAGGCGCAGGCAUUCGUGUUUCCGGAUGUCCAGGAGAACGUCAACGACAGCGGCAUCGAGUCCAUACAGGCAUCGCCUUCGCCGUGCGGCGUGGCAAGCACUAGUCCAGCAGCCACGCCUCAACAAUCGCGACGCGCCAGCCUACUCCAUCCGGACCACGCUCGGCUUCAGUUGCACCAUUUGCAUCACAAUCACCACAAUUCCGGGAUUAAGAGUCCACCGACACCGGACAGGACGUCCAUCGACGAGGAGCCCCCACUCCCGCCCAGCCCUUCGAGUUCGACAACCAGCAGCCUCCGCUCCAUGCCCAGCUCCGCGAACGCCCAGAUGCACUCGCAGGACAGGAGACGUAGCAGCAGGUACAGCAUGUUCGACGCCCUGGACCUGGAAUACGCCCUCCUGAGGGCGGCAGCCCGCGGCUCCGUGGGUCCCUACUCCCUAUCGGAGUCCCUCCACAAGCUGACCUUCACCCAGAGCUUGGCCUUUCCCGCGCUUGCCCGGGGCCUGGCCUCGAAGCAGAGCGUGCCCACGAGGAGGCCCCAGCAGCACACGGAGAGCGGAUUGAACGCGUUCGCCAAGGUGGUGACCGCGCUGGUGUUGGUAUUGGUCAGCGUGCUCGUGUUCGGCGUGGUGUACAAGUUCGUGAGGACGUGAGGAUGGUUGCUGGUGCCCGAUCGGCCGGCCGACUCCUCGCAGGAGUUGGAUCGGCCGGGCACCGGCGACGCCUUCGACCACUGAACGGUCGAAACUCCUCGAUCCGAGUUUUCCUUCUCGGACGACGCAUGCACGAGCUCGAGGAUGAAUCUAUCAUACGAUGAUCUUCGCGGGUGGCCUAACCCUACCUGACGAGGAGAUCCUUGAUUUGGAACUGAUUCUGGAAGAGGAUGUGACACGUUAAUAUGAGUUAGAAAGAUGGAUAUAUAUAUAUAUAAGUAGAUAAGUGUAAGAGAAGUGCGAGCUUGAAACGAAUCGAAAAGGGGAAUCCUCCUCGAAAGAGGAUUGUUUCGAUGGUGAAUCGUGAAAUCGUGAAGAAAGAAAGAAAUUUCUAAAUCUUGAUACCGAGCAUUUUUACCGAGCGUGUUAUUAUUACAAUUCAAUAUUAAUCGUCUCUCGCGGUAUUUUUAUGCGGGA